CGUCGAAAAUACAUGACUACUCAUCAUUCAAUGCUGCUACAUCUACCUACCUAAAUAAUACACUACAGUACAUAGCAGAUAGAUAUGCAUUGUAAAGGUGUACGAUCUCCAAUAGUUAGAGGAUAUCUUGCUUCAACAUUGGAAUUUAAAUAUUCAACGUUCCAGUUAUCAAGUUAAAGCACACACGUCAUUUCAAUAGAGCGAUCUUCAUUAGUCCAAGACUCCAAGGUCAUACCUACUACCUAGUACUAAUCUACUAGGUUAUCUCGGUGUACUCCGGCUUCGGCAAACAUGGGCUUCCUCGAAUUCCUCUCGGCUACAUUCGGAUGGAUCUAUACGUUAUCUUGGUCGCUGUCUUUCUACUCUCAGCCUCUCCUCAACAUUCGAAGAAAAUCAACCUCGGGUACUACUGUCGAUUACCCCUUCAUUAACACUUUUGGCUUUCUCGCAUACCUUAUCUACAAUCAGGUAUUCUACUCAUCGCCAGUAAUCCGCCACCAAUAUGCUCUUCGCAACCAUGGCCACACGCCGACCGUCGCAAUCAACGACAUUGUCUUCGCCGCGCACGCUUUUAUCGUCAGCGUCGUCCUAACCACACAGUACUUCCUGCCCUCGCUCUGGGGCUUCGACCGGGCCCCCGGAACGCGACCAUCGCGCUUCAUCCUCGGCGUCGUAAGCGGGUCCUUCGUCGCCGUCGCCAUCAUCAUCGCAGUCGUCGCAUCCGGGCCAGCGGACGCAGACCCGAAGACGACGUGGGCAUGGCUUGACGUCGUCUACACGAUCUCCUACGUCAAGCUACUGAUCACGCUCGUCAAGUACGCGCCGCAGCUCGCGUACAACUUCCGCAACCGCAGCACCAAGGGAUGGAGCAUAGGGCAGAUCCUGCUGGACUUCCUCGGCGGCCUGCUGAGUAUCGCUCAGCUGAUCAUCGAUUCCUGGCUCCAGGGCGACUGGAGCGGCGUAACGGGCAACCCCGUCAAGUUCGCGCUGGGCAACGUGAGUAUGCUGUAUGACCUGUUCUUCAUGACUCAGCACUACGUGCUUUACCGAGACGAUGGGUCGCCGAAGGAUGGCGAGCGCGAUUCACUGCUUGAAAGGGGCGAGGAGCGGCAGAGACUAGAUUAGGCGUAUGGGGAAUGGCAAUUCUCGAUAUAGUACACAAGUACUUCACGUUGGAUAUAUAGGUAGAAAUAGCUUCACAGUUGUAGCACGUGACCACCCGAUCGCAUGCACAAACAUUGAGCCACUGCAUGCCGAUAAUACCGGGCAACUUGAAAGGGUUCAAACCUUAUCCAAUACCCUCGCGACUGGAUUUGUUCCAGUUAUAUCGAUAUAAAUGGAUAACCGUCCUUAAUUUUAGAUCGUUCGCAAAAUCUACCUUAGCAGCAAUUGAAAUAUUCCGAUUCCAACCAGCCUGCUGCUUGGGUGACCGGGGGCUUCUAAAAAUUCCCCUGAUAUUAGUCAACUUCAAACGGAUUAAAAUGCAGCACGUUCUUGGCAGUUCGGCAUAUGUAUUUAUAGAUGGAAGCUUUCUCGAAGGAGCGUGAAACGUGAUCAGCAAGCCCUGCCACACUAUUCAGGUACCCAGUGCCGUGUUUGGUAUCAGCUUAGAAGCUUAGUUUGAAGUUCCCCCUUCUGUGAGAGCAUGGUUUCUGGAGGAAUUAUUUUAGGCAACUUGUUUCUCACCGGCACCUACACACUGACCUAAUUUGGUACGUAGGUAACUACCCGGAAUAUAAGAACUAAUCAUUAUUCACGGGGUACGAACCCGACAGCUUGGAGACGAGCUCAGCAUGUGCCAGAGUCACCUC
Molecule: messenger RNA, 1811 nt
Organism: Hypoxylon fragiforme
Lineage: Eukaryota; Fungi; Ascomycota; Sordariomycetes; Xylariales; Hypoxylaceae
Product: PQ loop repeat-domain-containing protein
Exons: 3
Coding region: 292-1125 (277 amino acids)
Biological process (GO): L-cystine transport
Cellular component (GO): fungal-type vacuole; vacuolar membrane
Molecular function (GO): L-cystine transmembrane transporter activity
Source: RefSeq, a predicted model, not a curated record